AUGCCGGGCCUUUUGCGGAAACUGAUUAUUGUCGCCGCGGUCGAUGGGCUGAUUCUGCACGGGAAUGGCGCCAACGGACUGCGGCCUAAUCAUAACGGGAGCAACAAUGAGGCGUCUUCGAUCCGAAUCGAUUACAAGACGAACAAGAUUACCGCGUUGCCCGCCUCGUCGGAGUCACUGGAGGGGCAGGACGUGCUAGAGGCAUACGGACUUGUUGGACUUUUAUCUGUCGCAUCCUACUCAUUCCUGAUUUCAAUCACUCAGCGCCAGCAGGUCGCCCAAAUCCAAGGCCGCCCUGUUUACGCCGUGACCAAUGUCGCGAUCAUCCCUCUCUCCUCCAAAGCAGACGCUACACGCGCGAUUGCCCAGGCCCGGAAAGAGGUUUCACAGGGCGAUCCAGAUCUCGACUCUCCUUCCGAAGAGGAGGUGGUAGAUAACGUGAAUGACGGGGCAGAGCCGGAAAUCAGCAGCGCACCAUCCUCGCCCGUUCGUGAAACAGUCCACACCCGCGGGCUCAGUGUUGGUAGUAUCGCCGAGGAUGUGAUUGGGAAGCGCCUGCGUUUCGGUCGAUUUGCUGCCAAUUGGCUGUCGCGCAAGAACCUGGGCCUUCCCCGGCCCGGUGCGCUAGAGCAGGAGGUUCCAGAAUCGCCUUUUGACGAUUCACCCCGGAUGUCGGUUGAUAUACCUGAAGUUGAAGACAAGGCCGCUGAGGCUGCCGAGGCGGCAGUUCCUCGAGAGGCUGAAAUUGAGGCUGAGGCUGCUGCCCAGGGUGAUGUUGGUCGUUCAAGCUCUGAUCAGUCGGCGGAGCUACUGCCGAAGCUCAUUCGAUAUACCAAGCUUCUUUUUGCGUCGCAUAAUUUCUUCUUUGCAUACGAUUAUGAUUUGACGAGGUCAUUCGAGGCGCAGGAGGUGCGGAACGGGCACCAGCCUCUUCACAAGGCGGUAGAUCCAUUGUAUUUCUGGAACAAGUAUCUCAUGAAUACAUUCAUUGAUAAUGGUGCGCACGGAUUUGUCCUGCCCCUGCUACAGGGCUUCGUUGGACAGCGCGAGUUUACGGUGGCGGCUCCUGAGCAAAAGCCGUCGUCGGCUGAACCUACGGGGGAGCAACAUGUUGAAGGUCGAAUUCUUGGCGAGAGCGAAGAAACUCAAACUCAGGAGACUAAAGUGCCCAAGCAUAAUUUCCUUCUGACUCUUAUCUCGCGACGGUCUGUUAAUCGACCUGGUGUUCGAUACCUCCGCCGUGGAGUGGAUGAUGAAGGUAAUACGGCAAAUACCGUCGAGACGGAGCAGAUUUUCUCGGUGCCGAGCUGGGACUCAUCUCAAAAUGUCUACUCCUACUUGCAAGUGCGAGGGUCAAUCCCCUUGUACUUCUCGCAGUCGCCUUAUUCGUUCAAGCCCAUGCCGAUACUGCAUCACUCCGCUGAAACCAACCAACUUGCCUUUGGCAGACACUUCCGAGAAUUAAGCCGCCGAUAUGGCAAGAUUCAGGCCGUCUCUUUAAUCGACAAGCAUGCUGGAGAGUUGAAGCUAGGAGAGCAAUAUGACCGAUACACUGAUGUGUUCAAUGAAGCGGGUGGCAUCGAUGGGGCACCACUGAAGUUGGAGUGGUUUGAUUUCCAUAACGAAUGUCGCGGAAUGAAGUUUGAAAACGUCUCACGCUUGGUUGAUCGUGUCAAGUAUACGUUGGAAGAUUUCGGAUAUACAGCCGUCAAGGAUGGUUCUACUUCACGCAAGCAAACUGGCAUUGUACGAACCAACUGCAUGGACUGUCUUGACCGGACCGGUGUUGCGCAAUGCGCUUUUGGGCAAUGGGCACUCGAACAGCAGCUUCACAAUGAGGGCAUCCACAUCGACUUGGGCGGAGACUCAUCUACUCAGUGGUUCAAUACUCUCUGGGCUGAUAAUGGUGAUGCCAUUUCUAAGCAAUACUCGUCUACAGCAGCUUUGAAGGGUGACUAUACUCGCACGAGGAAACGUGACUACCGCGGCGCUCUGAACGACUUUGGCCUCACGCUUUCGCGGUACUACAACAACAUUGUCAACGAUUAUUUCUCACAAGCCUGUAUCGACUACCUGCUUGGCAAUGUGUCAACCCAGGUCUUUGACGAGUUUGCCAUGGAGCUUCAAACCACCGACCCGGGCAUCUCCGUUGAAAAGAUCCGACAGAAUGCCAUCGACACCAGCUGCAAGAUCGUCAUCAGUAGCCCCUCCGAAGAAUUCCUCGGCGGUUGGACAAUGCUAACUCCCCGCCAACCGAAUACACUGCGCACACUGCCCUUCGAAGAGUCCGUCCUCCUGCUCACCGACGCUGCAGUAUACAGCUGCCGCUUCGACUGGGAGACUGACAAGGUACUCUCAUUCGAGCGGAUUGACCUCCGCUCUGUCUCCCGCAUUUACUACGGCACAUACAUCACCUCCAUCCUGACUGACAGCCAGUCAGACGAGCGUAGCAACGUCGGUUUAGUCAUCGUCUACCGCGACGGUGACGCUAACGCCCUCCGCGUCAACACUCGCUCUUUGCAAUCCAACGUGCGCCCUUCCACCCUCGAAGCUACAGCCAGCUCCAACGGUGAAUGGGAUCUCGUCUCCUGGCUACGCGGCAGCAAGCGUGCCACCACCCGCUUCGUCGCUUUCAAAUCCCUACCAGCAAAGAACGCCCUGGCUAGCCCGCGUCUCGGGCCCAUGACAGGUGCCAUCAACGUGCGGGAGCUGGACCGGGUGCGUUCUAUUUGUCUGGAUAUUGAACGCGCGCUGUUGGCGGGUGAAGGGCAGAAUAUAGAAGCUGCGUCUGUGGUGGAGCAAUCGGAUAUUAUCUCGUUGGCAGAGGCGAAGAAGAGGACCGGGAUUUUGGAAUAUUUGGUUUAUGAUAUCAAGAAGAUGGUUUGGGCUUAA
Messenger RNA from Penicillium cataractarum, 2892 nucleotides. RefSeq lists its product as uncharacterized. The record is from RefSeq and is a predicted model, not a curated record. NCBI's taxonomy places the organism in Eukaryota, Fungi, Ascomycota, Eurotiomycetes, Eurotiales, Aspergillaceae. Gene Ontology annotation, molecular function: phosphatidylinositol-4-phosphate phosphatase activity. Gene Ontology annotation, biological process: phosphatidylinositol dephosphorylation. Gene Ontology annotation, cellular component: endoplasmic reticulum. The transcript is spliced from 3 exons. Bases 1 to 2892 code for a protein of 963 amino acids.